UAUUGCUCUUCGAACCAUUCAAGAACGUCAAGACAUGAAGAUACGAAGAUAUGCCUGCGCAGAAGCUGACUCUUGGCUUCCCACCGUAGCCAUUUUGGCUCAAGAACGCUUUCAUUUUGUCCAUAACGACCCUUCGUGCGAGUAGAAAAAUGGCAGCGGCAUCCUCGUCCUCUUCUCGCCCGCCUCGGGUGUUUAGUCAAGAGGACCGCCUCCUUUUUGACUUGAGCGGAUUUCUCAUCCUACGACAAGCAAAAGAACCGGAGCUGCUGAAGGAGAUGAACAGUAUAAUAGAUGCGUGGAAGCUUGAGCAGGGAAAAGUCAGAUAUCGAGAAGGUCCCAAGCUGAAGCACGCACCUAAGGACUCAGCUAAUGCAGGCGACCCCGCAGCAGCGCAACACUCUAGAGGCGACCUUGGUGAGAUAUUACACGAGAAAGCGUUCCGUCAAAUUUUCUUGGACGCGUCCGCAGUUGGUUGCAUGUUGCGAGGCAUUGCUUGGGAAGGGAUUCCGCAUGGACCACCAGCCUUUCGUGAUUUUGCAGAGCGAAAAAAGUGAAGGCUUCUCGCUGCACGGCGGGCCGGUAGCUGGGAAGGAUCAUAGGUAUAGUUACUCUCAUCUUCACUUGAUGUUGUUAGUUACCUUGUCCCAGAUGGAGUAGCUAUCAGUUAGUACCAGUUGCAGUGGCAACAGGGGAACACGGACGAGCAGUAUACUAGUUUGUAGUCAGCUGCAGCAUGGAAACCUAGUGCAGUUAGUCGCUUAGUAGUCAUCUGCAGAGCGAGAAUCUAGCGCAUUUAGGCAAGAAAUCUUGGCGAUGAUGACCAGCGGCCAAGAUGCCAGAAUCUUCUUGAUGGAAAAGCUCGCGAUAGGAAAUGAAUUCAAUUGCUGGGCGAUAAAAACUAACUUUCUUGGAUAUUGACUGGAGUUGGUCAAUUUCAAUUUCGAAGCACCAAAAUCGACCUUAGGUAGUGUUUUUGAGGUCGAGUUGUUGAAUGUUAGGUCUAAGAUUGUGUCAAUGUGUGGACUUUUCUAGACUUUAGCACCAGUAUCAAUCUUAGGGAGUAACUGGGGGCUAAGUCCUUGAAUGUUAGGCCUAAAAGGAGGAUAUAGUGUCAC
Molecule: messenger RNA, 1115 nt
Organism: Amoebophrya sp. A25
Lineage: Eukaryota; Dinophyceae; Syndiniales; Amoebophryaceae
Source: the annotation of a GenBank genome assembly